Molecule: messenger RNA, 1299 nt
Organism: Symsagittifera roscoffensis
Lineage: Eukaryota; Metazoa; Xenacoelomorpha; Acoela; Convolutidae
Product: protein slit-like
Exons: 1
Coding region: 27-1163 (378 amino acids)
Cellular component (GO): plasma membrane
Molecular function (GO): protein binding
Source: RefSeq, a predicted model, not a curated record
GCAUGUUUUUACCGCACUAGAGAAAAAUGAAUACAGCGUGUGUGCUAUUUAUUGUGUUUUUCUUGUUUCUGGCUGAAAAUUUUGUUUGUUCAGUUGUUUGUCCAGAUAAGUGUCGGUGCUCUACUUAUGACUCACAGAUGACCCAAGAGCUAGUCGUGGAUUGUUCAUUCGCAAACUACUCAGUGUUUCCUAGGCUUCUUCCAAAAGCACAGAUUGCCAAUUUUUCCUCAAACAGUUUAGAAUUUCUGGAUGAAUCGGCGUUCCGUGGAAGCCAGUAUUUGAAAACCAUCGAUUUAUCGGGCAAUAAAAUACGACAACUUGGGCCGGAACUAUUCAACGGUUUACACAACUUGCAGACAGUAUUUCUAAACAAUAAUGACCUUUCUUUUUUCAAUUGGCAUGUUUUCGAUAGAUACAUUUCCCCUGGUCAGAGCCUCGCCAGCUCAGAGCUGCGUCGCAUCAAUCUCAACGACAACCCGUGGCACUGCAAUUGUCCACUAAAACUAGUCUGGAACAAACUUGAAACCCUCCAAGGAGUCGAGUUCGAGCCUUUAGUCUGCUUUUCGCCUUCAAACUUAAACGGUCGUCGAAUCGCAGACUUGAAUGACUUAUGCGACGACAAAAUGAGCAUCCACGAUAUUAUCAUAAUAGCAUUAGCGAUUUUUUGCUCGAUUCUUAGUGUAAUUUUUACAUUUUGGGGCCAAUUGAAGGGUUGUAUUUGUAUGUGCAGACAAUCGACAGCAGAAGUUCCGCUUGAGCGCAUCUCAAAAUCUUCUGAUAAUCCUGCGCGUAGUCGAGAUUUGAAUGAUUAUAACCGUUUUGAUAUUUCUGUGAAUCAAGAAUACGCAAGCAGUAACUAUGAUUAUUUUGAUGGCAGUGGAUCCGACGUGUAUUCCGACCACAUAGCGGCGAACAGUAAUUAUGUUCCAAUUGAGAGGCGAGAGAGUCGAAUCAGACCUGGUUCACAACCUAGCGGCGGCGGUCAGUUUAGUCCAAGAGGGAGUCAGUUUAGUCCAUCGCGGCCGACCAUAGCUCCGUACAGAGAGAGCUUCAGAAGUGUUUCGGUUGACCAGAGGUACAACAUGCCGGUAUCAGUUUCGAUUCCGGAAGCUCCGCUAGAGUCACAUCGUCGUUUGCCGAGUUUCAAGGAAACCAGUAUAUGAACAGUCAAAAAUUGCGCAAACGAUUAUUGAACUGUUGAAUUUUCAUUAUUAAAGAAAUGUACACGAAAAAAAUGAUUGAAUUAAAAUGAUGUUUGUAAAAUUUCUACCAGCAAGAAAAUUAAAAACAAAGUUAGAA